Molecule: messenger RNA, 1558 nt
Organism: Stegastes partitus (bicolor damselfish)
Lineage: Eukaryota; Metazoa; Chordata; Actinopteri; Pomacentridae
Product: transformer-2 protein homolog alpha-like
Exons: 8
Coding region: 128-1000 (290 amino acids)
Molecular function (GO): RNA binding
Source: RefSeq, a predicted model, not a curated record
UCAAACCGGUUUUUGUUUUGCGGGAAAUUCGGCAGGCGGCUGAGUUAAAUCAGUCUGCAGAACCGCAUUUCCGCAUAGUUUUUGUUUUCAUGCUAUAUGAUCGCGUCCGCUGUCUUGUUACUUUAAAAUGAGCGACAACGAGAAAGAUUUCAGAGAGCCGGACUCGCGGGGUGGCUCGAGGAGUGCAUCCCCUCGAGGCUCAGCAAAAUCUGCCAGCCGCUCACCAGCACGCUCCAAAGAUGGCUCCCGCCGUUCCAGGUCCAGAUCUCGGUCUCGGUCCAGGUCCAAAUCAAGGUCUCGGUCCCAUCGAAGUUCACGCAGGCACAACUCCCGUUCUCGUUCCCGCUCCCGCCGGCGUCGUUCCAGGAGCCGGUCUCGCAGCUCAGACUACCGCAGACGUAGGAGCCACAGCCGCUCCCCGAUGUCAAAUCGUCGCAGACACAUUGGCAACCGGGCCAACCCCGACCCCAACAACUGCCUGGGUGUGUUUGGACUGAGCCUUUACACCACUGAGAGGGACCUGAGGGAUGUUUUCUCUAAAUAUGGCCCACUGAGUGAUGUCAACAUUGUGUACGACCAACAGUCGCGUCGCUCAAGAGGUUUUGCCUUCGUCUAUUUUGAGAACUGCGAGGAUUCAAAGGAGGCCAAAGAGCGCGCCAAUGGAAUGGAGCUUGACGGACGCAGGAUCCGAGUUGAUUUUUCCAUUACCAAACGAGCCCAUACUCCCACUCCUGGGAUCUACAUGGGACGACCUACAUAUGGUGGCGGCGGCGGCGGCGGUGGUGGAGGCGGAGGCGGCGGCGGUGGUUCAUCACGUCGCGUCUCGAGGGACUAUGACAGGGGCUACGACAGAGGUUAUGACAGAGGGUAUGAUCGUGACUAUGACCGCUAUGACGACAGAGAGUACCGUUCAUACAGGCGCAGAUCUCCAUCUCCGUACUAUAGUAGAGGAUACCGCUCUCGAUCUCGAUCACGGUCCUACUCACCACGUCACUACUGAGCAGCGAGAGAAGAGUCAACAACAGUGUUAUUGUUUGGAUGCUUGUUUCUCUUUGUUUUGACCAGAUUAUGUAUGUGAUAUCAAUUCUAGAUUUGUUUCUGUAUCAAGAGUUACAAAAACAAUGAAGUCUGUCAUGAAUUACUCGUCACCAAAUUUUUUAGUCAUGAAAACAAGUUUUGACAAAAAUGUAAAAUGGCAGAAAGUACAUCAGUUGGAAAAGACUUCCAUGAAAUUCUCUGUCAUUUUAGGAAAUGAAGGCAACUUGCAAACAGGAACUGAAAACGCAGCCUGUUUGACGACAGGACUUUAAGAUCAGGCUCGUUUGCGAUUGGCUCAAAUGACUUGUUUUUAUCAAAGCACGAGUUUCUCUUAGUUUUGUUGCAGUUUAACAGUUUGCUCUUUCUAUGUAGUUGACUUCUUGAACUAUUAUGAUCCUAGUUUGCUCUUUGAUAAGUUUUAAAUGCCAUGUUUCUUUCUGAUUUUGUCUUUACCUGGUGAAAAGUAAACUUUUGUUGGUUGUACAUAAGCAGUAAAAAAUAAAGAAAAAUACUUGGGUCA